AUGUAUACCUCUACAAACAGCUCCUACACCUCCAGUGUCGCCUCCGACCCUCAAUCCCCUCACUCCCCAUAUCAACAUCCUCAACCUACCUCCUCUCUCUCGCUCAAUUCCCGCCGUGGCCCCAUGCCUUUCAAAUACCCCCGGUUCUAUGCAUCCCCGUUGGACGAGGGCACCGACUCAACCCCCCUCCAAGUCUACGGCUAUGAACAGCGCGAACCUUCAAUCUACGGCAAGCCACCCAAGCUCCUCCGCCGGGUAUCGCACGCUCUAGGCGAUAUCCGCGAGGACAUGACUCUCCAGUUGGACCCCCUCAAGCGCCGCUCGACCAUCUUCUUUGAAACUCCACUCUCCCCAGCUAGUCCCGAGGUGCCCAUGACCUCCGAGGGCCCGCGGUCGCGACCCAUGUCUAUCAUCUCCUACGAUGCCAUCGCAGCCCCAUCUAGACGACUGAGCCAGCGCCUGACACGCCGCCUGUCUGUCUUUUCGUCGCGAGGCAAGCCCACUGGAAACGCUGGCGCCAGCAUUUCCACGCCUAACCUGAUCGGAUCUUCGACUCAAUAUGGAAACCGAAGCCAGGCCUCGUUCAUCUAG
This is a messenger RNA of Penicillium antarcticum, 591 nucleotides long. RefSeq lists its product as uncharacterized. NCBI's taxonomy places the organism in Eukaryota, Fungi, Ascomycota, Eurotiomycetes, Eurotiales, Aspergillaceae. The transcript has a single exon. The record is from RefSeq and is a predicted model, not a curated record. The coding region runs from base 1 to 591 and encodes 196 amino acids.